This is a messenger RNA of Varroa destructor (honeybee mite), 3702 nucleotides long. RefSeq lists its product as uncharacterized. Lineage: Eukaryota; Metazoa; Arthropoda; Arachnida; Mesostigmata; Varroidae. The record is from RefSeq and is a predicted model, not a curated record. Gene Ontology annotation, biological process: regulation of DNA-templated transcription; termination of mitochondrial transcription. Gene Ontology annotation, cellular component: mitochondrial matrix. Gene Ontology annotation, molecular function: double-stranded DNA binding.
GCUGCGAAAAUCAGGUGUUCUAUUCUUAAUUCCUCUAAAAGUUUGUUUGUUCGACUUUGGUAUGUGGAAACGACUGCUGGGGCUCAGAAAACGUUAAAAAAAUCUUUAAAAAAAAUAUGUUCUUCAAUGGAUGCAAAAGAAUAUUUGCAGUUCAAUACAAGACUUCAUUCCCACUACAGAUCACUAACCGAGCUUUUGUGGUUAUUGAAAAUCCUGCGCCAGGAAAUUCAAACAUAGAAAUAUAUCUGACCAAAAGCAAAGACGUACCGGCUAGUGGCAGUGUGACGAAUGGCAGUUGUGAAAUCAGUCCGAAAUUAUCCAUUUUAAGUGAGGAAGCGUUAUGUACUUAUAUCUCCACAAGGGAACUUUAUUGGCAACAAAAAAAUAUUGUUAGAUCUGUCGCAAGCUCCCUACUCAUGAGUACACAGAGGAUCAAGCAUUUAAUUUCGACUUAUCCCGCGCUCACAGUCCUCGCGGAAGAACAUUUUAUACAGGCAGCUCAAGAUUUAAUCGAUCCUAAGACGGAGAGAUUCGUACGAGGGCGCUGGCAAGAAGUCGAAACGCGCUUGCGAUUAAUCAGUUUCUACGGUGUCGAAGUUCAUCGAUUACGUCUAGCAAAGUGGAUUUGGACUCAAGAAUUCGCUACGCUUGAGGAACGCCUUAAAAUUAACACAAACCCAGAGACGAAAGCGUUUUUGUGUAUUCAACGGAAGAUGUUCUUCAACAAGCUCAUGUUCAGGUACUCCACUGAUGGUUUGACGAAAACGUUCGAAGAACUAUAUACAACUUUGCAUCAGUACAUUGGUUUGUCAGAUAGUUACGAAUUAUUGCACUAUCUGCAAAGAAGUCCAUAUCUCUUUGUCUUGCCAAUUAGACGCAUCCAGGAUAUCCUUAGCAUGCUACUGGAUGCUGGAAUCACCAAAGACGAAAUUCGGGCAGAUCUGUGGAUACUGCAUCAUAACCUCGACGUAAUGAAAGAACGAAUUGACCAAGCCCACAAAAUUAACGUCUCAAUCAGCAAGCCUUGGGUGUUACGUUGUGAUGAUGACAGGUUUGGAAGGUAUAUGCAGCGUCGAAUUUCCGACGAUGAAGCAUUACAACCUCACGGGAGCAAAAUUGAAUUUCUUGCGGCAAAAUUGUCAUGUACGGAGGCGGACGUCAAAAUAAUGCAAACCAGAUUUCCGUUGUUGUUAAAUAUCAACCUAAAAAAGUUGUCAUCUAGCAUCGAUUAUCUCCUUGAGCAGGGUUAUCUCUCAUAUCAGAUCCAAAGUUUCCCUCGCGUCCUCUCAUUGAGUCUCGAGCAGAGGACGAAAAAAAGAAUUCAAGAGUUUCAGAAAGUAUCCAAUGGUUUAAUUAAACCGCGCCUUCACCACCUGAUGUCCACUGAUGUAAAUUUUCAAAAGGUACUUAAUCGAUUACAACGGGGGACCAGCCGUUGUCCACAAAAGACAACAAAGGAAAUUAUUCUAGAGCGAGCAAGUGAGAGCUCAACAUCAAAGCCUGGCUUCUAUUAGUUAACUCUAGGGGAAAUAUGCUAUAUUUUAUAAUAAAAGUCAAUUAUUAAAAAAGACUUGUUAUGGUUCUGAACCUGAAUAUCACACAAGGUUAUGAGAUUGUUUGGUAAAGACACCUUCGUCUGCAGGAAUCAUCGUCAGGAACUUAGGUAUUUGUACAAUGUAAGAAAGUGUGGUUAAAAUGUUAUCUGUAUUUAUACAUUCAAUGUACGAUGAGCUCGCUUGUCGUAAUUACUGCUUAUUUUUUUGUUGCGCAAUAAUAAUAUACCAAGGUCGAAUCAUCUUUCUUGUAUGUGUACGCUCUGGAAGAAUCACCUUGUUGUAUGUGCACUCUCUGGAAAGAUUAUUCAACAAACGAGUGUUUAUGAGCGAAUCGGAUUUCUGUAAUAAGUAUCGCUUGUAUGCAGCUUUAUAUCAAAUCACAAUUUGAUUUGCGGAGUAUGAUCAAUUACAUGUAACGUAAUGUCAGAAGUCAGGGUAUUUCCACAUAGUCUUGUAAAGCACCUCGGCAAAUUAUCGCAUCACGGCUUUAACCCUUCUCUUAGACAUUUGAUCGUGGAACAUGGGUAAAUUAAAAAUUACGCUAGUUUGACUAAUACCUAGAUGCUAAGAAAUCCCUUACUGACUUUGUUGUAGGAUCUCAGUAGCACUGUAAGAAAUUGACGUCUAUUAUUCAAUAUAGUAUAUAGUCUGUGUUGCUUAAAUUGUUUAUAUCAUAACCUUUAAACGCGGCUAACCAUGAACUUUCUCCAUGUCUUUCUCUCAUUACCUCAUCGCUAGUAAUUGUGCGGAACACCUUAAACUAAGUUAAGUCAAAGAAUAGCAUCCGACUUGCGUUAAAGCCUUCAUUCAUAUAAAUGGCAUAUAAGUCAAAAGAUAAAUGGCCGAGGAGUCGAUUUAUUUAAGUCAAACCCAUUCAUAUAUAAGGGUUCUUCUGGGAGCUAUUGUGGUUCUCUGUUAUAUGUUACAAAUAAAAUAUUAGGAAUCACUCUUGAUUUCCAGUAUAUGGUACAUUUAAUUUAACCAUAUCGUACUCAGAUAUACAGACUCCAACAGGGUAUUAGGUCGUAUUAAACGAUCACCCUAUGUUGAAAAAACUGGAAUUGAACGUUUUGGGUAUCUUACAAAGUCGUGUAUAACAUUGGUCGGUAUAUUGACAAUUAGAAACUCUUUCUAAAUAGUUUUUAUGAGGAGCACUGCCUAGUUUAAACGUCAACUGGUAGCGCAUAAGUAUACUAAAAAACAUGUUUAUUAAUCAAAUAACAAGUCACAAGUGUAAGUUCUAACUCACAGUAACUCGUUAGGUUGUCCUGCUAACAACCAUUACUAAAAAAAAAUACUAGUGAACCAACUUAUUGUGCCAACCAAACGAAAAUCGUUAAAUCAAACGGCUUCUCAUAAUGUAUUUGACAUUUAACUAAGCUUGAAUGAAUGCUGCUAAUUCUAGGUCUAAAUAUUGCUAGCCUACACUCGCAUAAGUUCGACAAACUUAAAGUAAACAAAUCGUUUAAUCUUUGUUGCCUAUGAGUAAUAGGGUUUAAAGGGGAGUAUAUGAUGGAUCAGCGACAUCUUAGGAGCCAUUUGCUUCAAAGGCUCGCCAUAGCUUCUCUAUCUGGGAACUGUCUGGAAUCCUGAAUUACCUUUUUCUUUUAAUUUUUUUUUCUCAGCACAUGUUAGAGAGACACGUAAACACACAGGCUAGCAGAACUAAUGACAUUAAUGGAUUGGUGCGACAGUAAUCUCUGAUUGACAGUUAAAAGUUUUAGCUCAUGAAUUAUAUUGGGCUAUGUUAAUCAUUAGAUCUUCCGUUUUUCUGCUUCAGCACACGACCAUGAAUGCAGAACUCAUUGUUUUAACAGCCAUACAGAUCCAGGUUUAUCCUUGCCAUAUGUACCAGACUGCGGGUCCGUUAUUUGCCAAAUAAGAUGCCAGAGUUAUCUUACCAAUCGUUAACUGUAAAUUGUCAUUAUAUUUGCAAAUUUCAAAAACCGCUCAUUCUAAUCCAUGGGCAUUGAACAACACAACACAACUGUAGUUGAUACAACUGAGGUGUUAUGAAUAGCUGAAUGAAACAAAAUGACACUUACGUUGUGCUUACCACAAAUCUGAUAUCCUCUCGUCUUCGUUUACUAAGCUCAAUAGCAAUUUCUUAUUACUGUCUUGCGUGCUAAAAAUGCUAUGGUGCGGU